AUGACGUCGGUCGAGGCAAAAGAGACACAAGAGAAGCAGGUGAACGCUGUGCCUGAGUCGAAGGAGCCCGCACCGAGCGCUACAACAGAGGCUUCUGAAAAGGCUCCGGCUAAGCAAGCUGAAGAUGAGGAGGAGUACAACGAAGAUGAAGAUGAGGACUUUGUCGUCGAUGAGGACGACGAGGAAGACGACGAUGAGGAGGAAGAAGAGGAUGAUGACGAAGACGACGAUGAUUACGAAGAUGAUGAAGAGGGAGGCGCAGGAGAGAAGGCAGGUGAAUCGAGCGCCGGCAAGCGCAAGGCCGAGGAUGACGAUGAAGACGACGACGACGAUGACGACGACGACGAUGAAGAGAAAGACGAUGACAAAAAGGAGCCUGCCAAGGUGGCGCGUACUGAGUAG
This is a messenger RNA of Malassezia restricta, 402 nucleotides long. RefSeq names its product vesicle transport protein. Bases 1 to 402 code for a protein of 133 amino acids. The record is from RefSeq and is a predicted model, not a curated record. The transcript has 3 exons. Lineage: Eukaryota; Fungi; Basidiomycota; Malasseziomycetes; Malasseziales; Malasseziaceae.